AUGUCGAUUCUUAUCACUAUCAUCUUCAGCCUCGUAGCCACAAUAUCCUUUGGAUUUCUGCUGUACCCGUACAUCGAUCACUGGACAGAAAGAAAGUUUUCCAAGGACGUGGACCUACCUCUCCUCGGACCAGUCCCGCUGUUAGCCUUCUUUGUCGCUCCACUUGCCUUGCUCGUCGUCGCCCUGUGGCUGUGCACCAAGCAUUGGAUCGCGAAUGACGUGCUUGCAAUCUCGUUAGUGGUUUUCUUUCUUGCAAACAUCAGGUUGUCAAGUCUGAUGGUCGCUACUGUGUUGUUGCUGUUGGCCUUCUGCUACGAUAUCUUUUGGGUUUUCAUGUCAUCUUCAAUCUUUGGCAAGAACGUCAUGGUCACUGUGGCUACUGAUUUGGAUGUUCCAAUCAAGAUUCUGAUCCCACUGGUCUUGACGGAGGAGACUAAGUCGCAAUUGGAAUUCACCCUCAUCGGUCUCGGCGAUAUUGUACUUCCCGGCUUGCUUCUAUGCUUUGCCUGGCGAGUUGACUGCGACAAAGGGAUCGAUAUGCAGAAAGGAUAUUUUGCGGUUACAAUGGCCGGAUACUUGGUGGCUCUGACGUUAUGCGAAAUCAUCGUGGGCUCAUUGCACCUGGCACAGCCUGCUAUGAUUUAUCUGGUUCCAGGAACUCUGAUUCCUUUUACGUUGCUAGCGCUGGUAAGGAAAGAAUUCACCGAGGUUUGGAAUGGUGUCGAGGAGACACCCAUCGCUGCAGCCCCAGAGAAACCCUAG
Messenger RNA from Guillardia theta CCMP2712, 762 nucleotides. RefSeq lists its product as hypothetical. The transcript has 2 exons. Gene Ontology annotation, molecular function: aspartic endopeptidase activity, intramembrane cleaving. Lineage: Eukaryota; Cryptophyceae; Pyrenomonadales; Geminigeraceae. The record is from RefSeq and is a predicted model, not a curated record. Gene Ontology annotation, cellular component: membrane. Bases 1 to 762 code for a protein of 253 amino acids.